Molecule: messenger RNA, 813 nt
Organism: Ambispora gerdemannii
Lineage: Eukaryota; Fungi; Glomeromycota; Glomeromycetes; Archaeosporales; Ambisporaceae
Source: the annotation of a GenBank genome assembly
AUGUGUCUUAUAUAUUUGAUUGCCGCCGCUUUAUGUUUCUGUUUAGGUGUUUAUUCAGUGAUUAUUAUAGCUCAGCAUAUAUCUCAACAUCCUCUUUGUGAACGUUCCGGUUGUCAAAAUCGGUGCUACAUUGAAAACAACGGGAAAAUUCAUCCUUUUUGUGGGAGAACAUGCGCCAAUCAACACCAAAGUGGAGGUGGUGCAAGAAUCGGAGUCAAAAAUGUUGGUCCCAAUUGUUCCCGCGAAGGAUGUACUCGAAAAGCAUAUAGAGAUCCAAGGAAUGAGAAAAUGUUUCAUUCCUUUUGUUCUAAAGAGUGUUACUCGCGAGAUGGCGAAAAGCUUGUUCGGACCAAAUUAACCGUUUUGCAAGAGAAUGAUAUUGAUUAUCAAUAUGUACUCAAGAGAUUUACUGGAUGUAGAAAACUUGCAAAUGCUUCUAUAAAAGCCAUUAUCAGAAUUCAGAUGCCACGGUCUAAGGUCAAUAGACAUUUAAAAUUGAAAAAGCAAAUGAAAACGACUCUCAGAAUGUACCAUGGGACAUACUCCGCUUGCAAUCCGAUGAAAAUAGUUGCUGAGAAGGCACCAUGCUGUAUCAAAGCUUGUGGUCUAUGUGGCAUUAUCCGAGAGGCGAUGUGGUUCUCUGAUGAUCCUUCGGUUUCCUUGAGUUAUUGCGAGUCCCACGAUGGUUCUACAAAAGCUAUCUUCGUCAUUGACGUACUUGCAAAUAAGUCUACCAGCAUUUGUGUAACUAAAGAAAAUGAUGCCACCUUACCCAGAUUCUUGGUUCUUUUCGAAACCGAGUACAUGUACUAA